AUGGCUGUGAAUAUCGAAAAAGCAGAGGAAAUUGUGAGCUAUAGAGGAACCAAGAAGCAUUUGAUGACACAGAAGAAGCUGCUACAACAGGUCAUUGAUCAAGUCCAAUAUCGGCGCAGAAUGAUACAUGACUACUUGACCACCGUAGACAUCAUUUCCCAGCAGUACAAUCGAAGAAAAAGUUCUCUGGAGCAACUCAUUCAUCAUUUGAAUGAUCGAGGUCAUGCAUUGGAUCAAGGGCUGCAAAAGAUCAGUCAUCAGCAAAAGGAAUUGCAAAGAAAACAGAUACAUUUGGAGCAAGAUUUACAAUUUGCUAGAGCCAUUGCAGAAAAAAGUCGAGAAAAGAAGAUUCGUUGCGAGCAACACUACCAUGCCGUUGUUUCAGUGCCUCUCCUUUCAGCGCAAUCCAAAAAGCGCUACCUGAAAGCAAGAGACAUUAAUGCAGAAGCCGAGCAACAAGUCUCCGAGAAACGAGAAGCGCUCGAAAAAUGUCGAGCCCAUCUCAAACUCAUGUCCAAAACAGUAUCAGCUCAGUUUGACGAACAAGAUCAAUUAUGCACUCAACGAAGAGGAUCUGUGGAUACCAUCAUGACAUCGACACAGCAGCUAGCUUACUUAAAACAAGGAUGCGAGUUCUGGUCAGGAUUUGACAGCUAUCAGGCCCAGGUUGUUUUGGAAUCUGCAAUUUAUUUGUCUGAUCUGGAAAAUCAGCCCAGCAAGAAGAAGAAGACAAACAGUGAUGCACUGGAUAUACAUCAGGUUUGGACAAAGACAUUCAAGUUGGCUUGCUUUGAAUAUGGGGAUCGAGAAAUGUAUGGGGAUACUCGUUGGAACCCAAAUGUACUGGAAGUCAAUUUUGAUUGUGAUAUGUGUCAAACGUCUCAAACAGGUUGGCCAAAGGUGAUAAGAGAGUACGAACUGGCUUGUGAUCUGUGUUAUAGUACUAUCGAAGAAGCAGUAGAUUGCCCCAUCAAGAUGAUAAAAGACAUCAAUAGUGUUAGCAAGACAACGAUCCAACAGUAUUGCUAUCCGAGCAGCAGUAAGAUGAAAAAGUUAGUGAGCAGUUUCUUCCAUCAGCACUCCUCCAAGGUUAAUCCUGCCAUGUAG
This is a messenger RNA of Mucor velutinosus, 1107 nucleotides long. RefSeq lists its product as uncharacterized. Lineage: Eukaryota; Fungi; Mucoromycota; Mucoromycetes; Mucorales; Mucoraceae. The record is from RefSeq and is a predicted model, not a curated record. The transcript has a single exon. Bases 1 to 1107 code for a protein of 368 amino acids.